GCAAAUGCUGGGUGUACAAAGUGUGUCAAGAGCAAAACAAAUUAGUACACUGGACGGAAAAUCCUUAAUUACCUAAUCUCUGUUUACUUUUAACAGAGAUGGCCUCUUCUGUUCACCCCCGUGUCUUGAAACUGACCAAGCAAGACGGCCAGAGCUAUGGCUUCUUCCUGCGGAUCGAAAUGGGAAAGCAGGGACACCUGGUGCGCAAUGUAAAGAAGGGGGGCCCUGCAGAGCAGGCUGGGAUGAAGGAUGGUGACCGUGUCCUGAGAGUGAAUGGGGUUUUUGUGGACAAAGAGGACCACACCAGGGUGGUGGAGUUGGUUAAAGACAGUGGACUGUCAGUCACCUUUCAAGUCCUGGACGAGGAGUCCUAUGAGAUGGCAAAGGAAAAAGGGAUCAGCCUGUCUGAAGAGGGGCAAGCAAGUCCAACACAACAGCCGGUGAUUAAUGGAGUGGCAGGUGCGACACCAAAGCCCAAACUGUGCUACCUGGUUAAGGGAAAAAAAGGAUAUGGAUUCUCACUUACAUCUACACGAGGUGUUCAAGGGAUGUUCUUCUGUGAGGUGCACUCCUCUGGGGUUGCAGCAAAGGCAGGUGUUCAAAACAACGACCGGCUGAUUGAACUUAAUGGUGAUAACGUUGAGAGCUCCAGUCAUGAGCAAAUUGUAGACAAGAUGAAGGCUUCUGGCAACAGCAUUGUGUUUCUGGUUGUGGAUGGGGAGGCUGACAGAUACUACAAGAACAAACAGAAAAAGCUGACUGGAGGGAUGGCCACCAUGAAGCACCUUCCACAUAAACCCCGCAUAGUGGAGCUCACUCAGGGCCCUGGCGGCUAUGGAUUCUACCUGAGGCAACAGUAUGCUAAGCUAGGUCAUUUCAUUAAGGGCAUAGAUGCUGGCAGUCCAGCAGAUAAAGCUGGACUGAAGGACAUGGACAGGCUGGUGGCUGUGAAUGGGGACCCUGUAGAUUCCUUGGAGCAUGAACAAGUUGUGGAGAAGAUAAGGCAGUGUGGCAAAAAGUCUACUUUACUGGUUGUUGAUGGAGAAACUGACCAAAUGUAUAAGAUGGCAUGUGUAUCUCCAUUGCUGUACUGGGAUGAGGUCCUGGAUUCUCACAGUGAAGCUGCAGAACCAACUGCAGCCACCCCCAGUCAGGAGAGCGGCGAACACAAACCCAUACCAGCCGCAGCCACCCCUAGUCAGGACAGCAGCGAACACAAAUCCAGACUCUGUCUGCUGGAGAAGACAUCAGGUGGCUUCGGUUUCCAUCUCAAUGCAAUCCGAGGACUGCCUGGCCAGUUUGUUAAGGAGGUGGCUAGUGGAAGUCCUGCAGAUAAAGCUAGCUUGGUAGAUGAUAACAUUGUGAUUGAGGUGAAUGGCGACAAUGUAGAGAACAAAUCGCACAAGGAGGUGGUGGAGAUGAUCAAGAAGAGUGGCAACAGGCUUGAAAUGUUAGUAAUUGAGAAAAAGGCCUACAACUACUUCAAAGAUAAGAACAUACCCAUCACCACAGCUCUCAUAGGAACAUCAACGAUAAACAAACCAGCAACUCCCCCGUUCAAGGCAAAGGAGCUCAAAAAUGAGGAAGACUACCCAGCUCCUGCCCCAGUCACAGCCAAAGCUCCAUCUCCUUCUACACCCCCCUCUUCAACCCUAGCUGCAAACCUAACUCCACCUCCCUCUUCAGCCCCAGCUGUAGCCCCAUCUCAAGAUAGUCCUAAGGAGACAGGAAGAGAGUAAGCAUUCCUUAAUGUUUCACACUGUCCUUCAGACUGUUUACAA
Molecule: messenger RNA, 1781 nt
Organism: Polyodon spathula (Mississippi paddlefish)
Lineage: Eukaryota; Metazoa; Chordata; Actinopteri; Acipenseriformes; Polyodontidae
Product: Na(+)/H(+) exchange regulatory cofactor NHE-RF3-like
Exons: 7
Coding region: 99-1739 (546 amino acids)
Biological process (GO): protein localization to plasma membrane
Cellular component (GO): apical plasma membrane
Molecular function (GO): protein binding; protein-membrane adaptor activity
Source: RefSeq, a predicted model, not a curated record